AAACCUUUAUUAAGCUUCAGUUUGGCAUAAUUAUGCCUGUACAAAAGAAAAUGAAUAAUAUACAACAGGCCAAACGUGGUGGCAGAGAUUGGAAGGUAUAAUUGCAUAGGCUUAUAUAUAUAGUUGCAAGUUGCAUAGAAUCUCUUAAAAAUAAUUCAGCAGUUUGGGGGAAGGAGGAGUUUUCCACGUAAACUUCACAUUACAUGAACAACUGUGCUCCAGAGGUGUUUAUCAUGAUGCUUUGCAUAGGCCUGAGUCUGCCUUUUUCCUUUUUUUAAUUUUUUUUUUUGGAAAAAAAAAAAAGUCAAAUCCUUUUAGUUGGAAAUCAGCUUGACCUGUGGUAGUUCCUGAAAAAAAUCUCUCUAUAUGAUCUGGCCCUACUGAUCUGUGUUUAAUGUAGUUCUUUCAGUAGCUUAUUAUCCUUUAACCUCCUGAGCAAUUUUUCAUUGGUCUUUUAACUUCACACAAUUCUUAAUGCUUCUUCUAAAAUGCUAAGAGUUACUAUUUGUUUUGUAGUCCUAAUGCUUAUUUAUCCUUCUUUUAUAAUAGUUUCGUUUCCUCAUACUUGUUAUAAACUACUAAAUCCUAUGUUUAACUCUUUAAAAGUAAUUUACCUCCACUUGUAUUAUUGAGACUAACACAUUUUUAGGAAAACUGAUGCUCUUCCCUGUUUCUUCCUAUUUACUUUUGAGCCUGUUUACCAAUGGCAGCCAAAAAUGACAAAGUGCCAUCAGCGUUGGGGAUACCAGUUUUUUGCAGUCUUUAUGAAUCAUCAAGUCAGUAGAGGGGGAAUGACCCAUAUUAACGUUUCUGCUAACUUGAAAUCAUGCAGCAGAUUUUCCAUUAUCUGCUUUGUUGGACCUGACUUAAACUGGGCAGCUAGCUGAUGUACAGCUCUGAACUGAGCAGCAGUUACGCUGCACUUUGACAAGCUGAUUUUUACAACAGUGCUGUAAGAGCUCUGGGCUGUGGCCAGAGGAAGCCUGGAGUUUGCAGUGCAGAUAGGAAGUUGUGUAGGAUGCCUGUGUGAAAUAAGUGAUUCGCACCUGAUAUUGAAGUGCCCCAGCUGAAUGACUCUUAAAAUUGAGCUCUGUAAAGCCAGAAUUUCCAUGGAGCAGCCUUCAAACUGUGUUAAUUGGUGAAAUUUUGAGAUAGAAGCUGGUGUAUAUGCUGGUCUAUGUGUAAUGCCAGGGCUUGACAGCAGAGUAAGCUUGUUGGGGUUUAAUGUCUGUUGGCAUAUUCUCUAAAUAGAUUUUUCUUUUUAAGAGGGAAAAAUCCAGAAGGAGAAUGUAUUGGCAAUCUUCACUUGCAACUUAAAGCAACUCUAUGCUGAAAAGAUAAAAUAACAGUUUUCAGUUUGGAGUUGUUUCUUUUGGGUCUUUUGGGUGGGUUUUUUUUAAGGAGGAGAGAUUGGGGGUUGUGCUGCUUUUUCCACAAUGCCUUUUCUAAAAGGUGGUUCUACAGGAUGUUUGGGGGAAAUGUGACAUUAUUGGGUUUUGGCAUUCCAGGAGAGCUUGAAGCGAAUCCAACAUAUCUUAUGCAUUCCCUCCUGCAUGGAAUGUCAGGAGUAAUUUAUGUUGUUGACAGCUAUGUCAACGUGAAACUGAAUGAAGGACAGGAACUGAACAAAGAGCUAAUAAUAGAAGAGGCAAGAAAGUGAGAAGUGAACACUUCUUCAGUAAACUUUCUUGCUGUCACGAGUGAGAGGGUCAAAUAGUGCAGCCUGUCCUUAUCUGUUACCACAAGUGCUGCCCUGUUGGCAGCGUUCAAGUGAGAGCGAGCGGUUUGUACAAGCAUUUUGUGACUAUGGGAAACAAGCAGUUUGUCCAAGAAAUGUGCACAGUGGAUUUAUAUAGAGGCAUACAAAAGUCACUUUGAUUCGUCUCUAUUUGUUUAAUUUUUGGCCCUACUCUAAGCUUAUGCUUCCAAAAACUCUAUAUGAAGUGUGGUCUUACUUGUACCCAUUGCAGACAUUAAAUAUGUGGUUUGUCUGCCAAGCAAUGUGAGGCAUCAUUAGUUGUCGUUUGAUGCGUGUUCUGCAAUAGAAGUUGCCUCUGUUGGUUCAGUGAUUACCACAGUAUGUACCCUGUGAUAAACUAACUGGCAAUUCCAGUACAGGCUGCUGAAGAAACAUGUAUUCUAUUCUGAGACAUGCUUAGUCAUCCCUGUUUUGGCCUCUAUUGGGUUACGGGCAUUACUCCAUAUUCUUUCCUAGUAAAGCUGGUGAGCAAGUUAAUCAGAAGGCCAGUUGGUGAGAAACAGUUUGUGAUACUGGAGGAUGUGAAUUCUGGAGUGUGGUGUUAUUGCCCAAGUGUGUUGUGUACUGCUGGCAGAAAUCAGAGAGUAUGUUCCAUGUUUUUCUGUGUAAGGAAAAUGCUUUCUGUGGGGACUUCUGCUUCUGAUGCCCAGGACUCUUUUGAAGACUUACUUUGUUGCUUGACUUGAAGGUGAUGUUGUUAAUGAAUUCUGAGCAUCCUUCAGGAGGCUGGUGACCCCUCUAGCAUUGGUGAAUGCUGUCAUGGACAACUUCAAGGGCUCCUUUCCAAAACACCACAAGCAGUUAAUGCACCUUAUAAAGGACUCAUGACCUUUCACAUCUUCCUAAGUCAUAUCUAGAUGUCACCAGUGUUUCCCAUGUUAACAGUUCUGAGCAUGUUUUACUAUAUGUGCCUUCGGCGCCGAGCUAGGACAGCAACAAGAGGAGAAAUGAACAGCCGGAGGGCUAUUGAAUCAAACACCCGAGCCUUACCUAUCAAUGUUGAAAUAGUUCAGUAUGCCAAAGAAGUGUUGGAUUUCAGCUCACACUAUGGUAGUGAAAACAGCAUGUCGUAUACCAUGUGGAAUUUAGCAGGUAUUCCAAAUGUGUACCCUAGUUCCGGUGACUUUACUCAGACUGCUGUCUUUCGAACUUAUGGGACCUGGUGGGAUCGUUGCCCUAGCGCUCGGAUGCCGUUCAAGAGGACACCACCCACCUUCUGUAGCCAGGACUAUGUGGAACUCGCUUUUGAGGAACCAGUUUAUCCCACUGCGGUGCACAUUCUGGAAACUUAUCAUCCUGGAGCUGUAGUCAGGAUUUUGGCAUGUUCUGCAAAUCCUUACUCACAAAAUCCACCAGCUGAAGUAAGAUGGGAAAUCCUUUGGUCCGAGGCACCUACAAAGGUGAAUGGUCCUCAGGCUCGGCAGUUCACACCUUGUAUCAAACAGAUAAACUUUCCCACAAACUUAAUCCGUCUGGAAGUGAACAGCUCUCUUCUAGACUAUUACACUGAACUGGAUGCAGUAGUACUGCAUGGUGUGAAAGAGAGGCCUGUGCUUUCACUUAAGACUUCGAUGAUUGAUAUGAAUGAUAUUGAUGAAGAUGAAGAUGAAGAAAAGUAUGGCUGUGGAAUGGACACUCUUAAUAAACAGUUCAGCAUUGUUAACCUCAGGGAAUGGCCAACUAAUGGGUAUUUUGAUAAACUGCCUUAUGAGCUCAUCCAGUUGAUUUUGAGUCACCUUACAGUACCAGACCUGUGUAGACUAGCACAGACUUGUAAGCUACUAUAUCAACAUUGCUGUGACCCUCUACAGUACAUUCAUCUCAGUUUACAACCUUACUGGGCAAGAAUUAAUGACACAUCUCUGGAAUACCUACAGUCUCGCUGCACUCUCAUCCAGUGGCUGAAUUUAUCUUGGACUGGAAACAGGGGAGCCAUCUCUGUUUCUGGAUUUAGCAGGUUCUUGAAAGUUUGUGGCUCUGAACUGGUACGUCUUGAGUUGUCUUGUGGCCAUUUCCUCAAUGAAACAUGCUUGGAGGUCAUUACUGAGAUGUGUCCAAAUCUUCAGGAGUUAAAUCUCUCAUCGUGUGAUAAAAUACCACCUCAGGCUUUCAACCACAUAGCCAAAGUGGCCAGCCUCAAGCGUCUCAUUCUCUACCGAACAAAAGUGGAGCAAACAGCCCUGCUCAGUAUUCUGAACUUCUGCUCCGAGCUGCAGCACCUCAGCCUGGGCAGCUGUGUCAUGAUUGAAGACUAUGAUCUUAUAGCAAGCAUGAUGGGAGCAAAGUCCAAAAAGCUUCGCAGUCUGGAUUUAUGGAGAUGUAAAAACAUAACUGAAAGUGGAAUAGCAGAAUUGGCUUCAGGUUGCCAGCUUUUGGAAGAACUUGAUCUUGGCUGGUGCCCUACAUUACAGAGCAGUACAGGCUGUUUCACAAACCUUGCACGUAAACUCCCGAACUUGCAAAAGCUCUUUCUUACGGCCAACAGGUCUGUGUGUGACACAGACAUUGAGGAGCUUGCUGCUAACUGUACGCAUUUACAGCAGCUGGAUAUAUUGGGGACGAGGAUGGUAAGCCCUGCAUCUUUAAGAAAAUUGCUGGAGUCUUGUAAAGAUCUCUCUUUACUCGAUGUGUCCUUCUGUUCACAGAUUGAUAGUAGAGUUGUCCUGGAACUGAAUGCCAACUUCCCUAAUGUGUUCAUAAAAAAGAGUUUCACCCAGUGACUCACUACAUAUGCUGCUGUGGAGUUUGUUUGACAGAGUUGUUUCCUGUAAAUUUGUGCUGACUUUUAAAGAAGACUAUAAAUCCACUGUGAAAUAGUGGAAAAUAUUCAUUAUCUACACAAAUGGGUAAAAUACAUUUAAAUGUAUGAUGGAGUUCUUAAAGAGUUGAUAUUGUACCUAAGAAUUGUUUUACUCUGUGUUAAUUGGUGGCACUGUAUGUUAUAGCAGCCAUAUAUGUGGCUUUAAUGAGAAGAAAAUUAAUAACAUCUUCUUAAAUGUCCCUUUAUAUAAGGUGUUACACACAAUAAACUAUGUUAAUAUCCAGGUGAAAGCAGAAGUUCAAUAUUUACCAGUAAGGAAAAGAUGGGUGCUUCCUUUUUACAUGUAUGUUUGUGUGUGUAUACGUAAAUGUAUACAGUUCUAUUUGUAUAUACGUACACAGAUACUGUAGCAUACUAGUUUGGCCUGCAGCAUAAGAUGUUAUGAUCUGACCUAUAAUUAGUUGUUUAAAAACCUCUUCAACUUGUAUAAGAAUGGAUUGAAGACACAAUUGAUUUCCAAAAAAAUGAAGAAGACAAAAGUACCUGAUGCAUUUUUCUCCCUUCCUCCACCUGGGAUAGAUGUAGUGAUGUCUUAAAGUCCAGCCUAAGUGACACAACAGAUAAAUGCAAGAACCUUCCACCUGAACUUAGAGCAGAAAUGAAAGGGAAAAUUGCCAGCUGCUUCUUGGUAUUGGAUAUAAAGUUUGAGCCAGGUACUUAGUGUUGUAACUGGUAAUGUGUAGAAAACCCCAGAGCAAUUUUCUUUUCAAAUUUCUGUCACGGUCAAGACUUGAUUUGUGAUACAUCUGCUUUUCAUGCAGAGUACCGUAAAAAAUAGAAUGUAGGAUAAUAAAUUACCGACUGUCCCUUACACUGACAUCAAAUCUACUGUCAAGUGUUAAAACAAACAUCUUUGUUCGGUAAAACAGCAAUGAAAAUAUAGUGGGUUUGUAACAAGGACAAUAUGAUUUGGUGAUUUAAUAAUCACCAAACUUAGUAUUGGAUUUUUUCUGGUUUUGUGGGGUCUUUUUUGCUUUUCCAAAAGGCGAUCGCUCAAAGUACUAUUGCACUGUCUCUCUUUAACACUGUUUAGCCUCUAGAGAAGGAAAACUGUGUUGAUGGACAAAUUCUGGAGGUUUCUUCCUUUUGCACUUUCUUGGAUGAAGUUUUUCUUUUUUUUUUUUUCCUUGUUGAGUGCCACUGAUAGAGUAUGUUGCUAUGUACAGUUUGAGUUUAGAAUUUUACCUUUUUAGCCAUUGUUGAUGAGUACGGACCACGAAAUACAUGCUGCCAUUUGAUAUUUGUUCCACUGUUCUUGUAUUGAUGGCACUUACUAGCUACUGGAAUAAGAAGGAAAAUAUUUUUCUGGCAGAAAUAAAAGAUUACACUGAAGAUCACUGGCAAAGAAUACUUCAGUUUACACAGUAAAUAACCGACUGCUACUAGAGGACUGCUACAAAUCAUUAAAGAUUUGACAAUGUCUGUGACUCCUGUAUGAAUGCUUUGAACUCUGUGCUGGUGCCAAUACUUUGUAAACCAUGUCAUGAAUCAGCUACAAAACAUUUAUCAAUUUUAUAGGAAGACAUUUUUCUUCAAUUUUUUUAAAUUUUACAGAAUCUUUUGGGAAUUCCAAACCCAAAGAAGGGCAUGCACAGUUGGCUUUUUGAAUUUUCCUCCACACAGAUGGCACUAUGGGAUUUCCAACAGGAUUAUGCCAUUCCAUUCCUUUUUAUAUAUUUUUUUUUAAAUCAGAGAACUGGACAUUGUUGGAGAUUUUUAUAGAUUGAUUUACCUUUGUUUUCCCCCACCACAUUGAUGUCAGCUUUGGUGUAAUUCUGUGAGACCUCAUUUCUUUCAAUCAGGUUUGGGUUGAUUUUCUGGGAAUUUAACUUGUAACUUUUUUUAUUUAUUUACAAGUAAUAUUUUUCAUUGUAAUUGCAUAUAAAUGUUCUAGUUAUUAGGAGAACACAGGUUUAGGUAAUGGGAGUUUACAAAGAACAGUAUUUCAAAACUAAUGUUUUUGUUGUGAAAUUUCACUUCUCAGGGUGCAUCUGUGUUUAUCUCCUUUUUUUCUUAGAGAUGUAUCUUUGGUUUUCACUGUAAAUAGAAUGGGAUGUGGAUGAAGUGAUAGCCAUUGUGCCUUCAAACUGGUAAACUUGGUAAAUAAUGCAGUUUUACUUCUACAGCAUCAGUGAAUCAAAUAAGUGCUUUUGUAAUCAUGUAUGUGUAAAGGAUUUAAUUCUCGGUUGCUUUUUAGGUAGUAUAAAGGAGGUUUAAGUUGACUUUUUUUUCCAUACUAAAGGGGUUUUUUUUUCUUAUGUUGUGCCUUCUGUUUGGUUUUGUCAGGAGUUCUCUGUUGUCACUUGAAAGAUAAAUUGAAGUCUACUUUUUGUUUGGACUAUUUAAAAAUUAGCUAUUGCUAACACAUAAUUCAAAUACCUGAGAAAUAAUUGUGAAAGACUUCCAUUUAUAGUUGCAGGCUUUAACCUUCAGUCAGAGGGUAAGAAGCUGUUUUAGGUGUGGCUUUGUACACCCAAGAAGCCUUCCAGCAAUGAGAAGACAGACCAGACCUGACAUUUCUAAUAUCCAGGAUAAAGAGAACAUGCUUUUAGACCUUCCUUAUACAUCACAAAGAAGCAACAGUAGAUUGCUGUCUUUUUAGUUCUGUUAUUUUAUACUUGUGUGUAUAUCUAUUUAUACAUAUGUAUGUAUAAAUUAUAUACACACACAUGUAUAUACAUGAAAAAUUUUUGUAUGUGUGUAGGUACUUUUAUGUAUAAAUCUCAAAGGUUUUCAUGUAGGAAUUACUUUGUGACGUGAAUGUAAGAGCAAAAGAUGUUUCAUAGCAGUUCUGUUUUCAGCUCUUGUUUUACUGUACCUGGAGACUGAGUUCCUCUCCACCCAUGCAGCAGGAAAAGCCUGUGGGAGGUGUGCUUGAGUUCCUCUGUUGCUUUGCCGAAGUGCCUUUUGGUUUGUCUAAAUGUGAAAGGUAUUACAGGGUAUGGUAGAGUGUGAAUGCAAAGUCCAAUAACUGCUGUGGACUGUCUCCUUGUGAAGCAGUCAUAUAGAGGGAAACUUCUAGUUUCAUUGAAUCCAAAAUGAAUGAUGGCAAUUCCUCGGUUGGAGGAAUUUAAAUCAUCCUGGAAUUGGGUCAUCUGCAACACUAGACCAUCCCUCAGUCAUGUUAUAUAAAUUCUGCUUUUAAGGAUAUUCCCUUUUUUUUAAUCUUGUCUGUCUUUCUGAAGCAUUGUAAAAGAUGCACUUUGGCAAUAGAUGUUAAAAAAAAACAUUGCUAAUGUGUCCAGAAAAAAAGAAGCUUUCUCUGAAGUGCUCCUGUUCUUAAACUGAAUGGGAGCUUCAAUACUAUCUGUAUGAAAUCGGUGUGGGAUGGCAUGUAGCUAGAUAUGUCAUUCUUUUGGUCAUUUAAAAAAUUAAUAUGAUUAUUUUGCCAUUGAAAGCAUCUUCCCAACCCUUGAAGGCUUCAUUCAAUAGUGUACUUGUAUUCAUAAUUCUGAGCUGUCUGGCUAGGUAGCUCUACAGAAAUGGAUGAGGUUUCUGUUGUUUUAAUUAUGCACAUGAUUAACUACAUGACUGAGCAGGAAGAACAGUUUUGCAUAGAAGUUUGGACCUUAUAAUUCCCAUGUACUUGGAGUUCCAAGUUUCAGGGGAAGAAAAAAAAAGAAAAAAUAGCCCUGUAUUUACUGCCUGAUUCUUUCCUUGGAGCUCUCAUGCCAGCUUUUCCGGAUACAAGAUUUCUCAUAAUUGUGGUACACAGUGAGCAGAAUGUCAGCUAUCCGAAAGUUAGAAAUCUAGUUUGAGGAAUCUAGAGAGCUAAUAAUCUCCUCCUGAGGUAGAUACUUAAGGAAAGUAGAAUGUAUCAUAUUCUGGAGAGCAUCUCUGAAGGCUGUGGAAGCCAUGAUUUAGCUCAGGUUAGAUACUUGGCUUUAGAAUACUAGACUGAGAUUAAUUCCAUCCAGCACUGUACUACCUGUCUUGGAAUAUCAAAAAACAAGACCAGAACAACAUCCAUUCCCAAAGCUCAAAAUCUUCCAAAAUCCUUACGGAGAGAAGCAAAUUAGAAGAGAUACUGACAACUUGAAAAGUCAGUGUUUUAAAUGCCAGGAUCUACUUCUGCCCCUGAGUCUGUUGCCAGUACCUGUAGAAUAUCUUUUUUUUUUUUUUUUUUUUUUAAUGUGGAAAUGCAUCCCCUUUCCCUGUUCUGACAUCUCAUGUACCUAACUGGCUAUAUGUAUAGUUCUGUAAAUACAUGAAAUUAAUAAGCAAACAUAAUUAAUAUUUCACAGCUAUUUUGAUAAUCUUUCAUAUUGCUAUGAUUAAGACUAUGACUAGUUUAACUGCUCUCCUGUCAUCAGAAAUGUUACCCACUGUGCAUUUGCAAAAAGCGUAUGUUUAGUCCUGGUUAUUGUGUGUACUUAUUGCAUCUUACGGGAUAUGUUUCCCAUGUUACAUUUGCAGGACUACUAAAUUUACAAGAACUAGAUAAAAUGUAGCAUUUUAUUAUAUGGAGUGUGGGGGUGACUUUAUACAUUGAUUUAGAUGUUCUUUAUUACUCUUUUGCAAUGAUUCCGUAAGUUGUGGCUUUUGAAAUGACUAGGCUAGAAAUUCCUGGUUUAACGUGUCUGUACAUGCUGUGUUAGACACAGUCAGCAUUUUUCCCAAAUGAAGUUAUUUGCCCUUCACUGAGGGGAUUUCUAUGAUUUUUAGGUUUCUGACUUGGUAAUGAAAUCCAAGAAGGGCUCUUUAUUAAAUAUUACCAGGCAUGGGACAGUUGGUGAUAACUGACAUUAGGAAGGGCUGAGGCGUGAGUUUGUGUGUGUUACAAAUCUUCAUGAUCUUCAGAGAAGGGCCUUGGCAAGAGGUGGCUCUUUUUAAGAAGUUUCAGCCUCAGUAACAGCAGGCAGUGGUGAGCUUUUCCUUUUUAGCUAAUCGACUAAGCGGUGUUACGCUGAGUUAUGUAGCUGUAGUUUCUUGCUGUCUUGUUCUUGUUUAAGAAUGAUAAAUGGGGGAGACAUCCUAAAUUGGAGGGGAUCCUUUGUGAGGAACGACGUUUUUCUCUUGCAUGUUUUGUUCCCCUUUUCUAAAAACAAACAAAUAAAAAAGCAUCAGCUCUUGGAAAGCGCUCUCUUUUCCCUUGGAUACUGAAGAAAUGCAAAUGUCAAGAAAGUUGAGAAAGGAACAAAGGGGACUUAAGCAGAUUUAUGUGGAAACUCAUGAAAGGGUGGCCAGAGCUAUUUAUAGACAUGAGGAAAAUAACUGCAUUGUUCUAAUCAGCUGUUACCUUCCCAGAAAUUCAGUUUCCCGUAUAAUUUUGCAUGCUCAUACUUAAGUCAAGAUUUAGCAUUUAGAUGCACUUCAUAGUGACCUUUUGUGUAUGUGCUCAUACAGUAAUUCUUGAUGUCUGUUUCAUUUUUAUGAACUACACGAAAAUAUUUUUUUCACCUACCACUGCCCAGCUGCAUUUUUUGUUAAACUCUGAAAUGAUUUUGUGUGUGCACACACAGACACAUAUAAGACUUAAUUGCGUUUGUAAUUGGUCCUUUUUGGAAGACAAAACCCUGCAGUUUUGGGGUAAAAAUGGUAAAGAGGAGGCUCAGGGGAAAUGUUGUCAAUGUAUAGGAAUACCUGAUGGAGGCAGGGAAUGAAGAAGAGGGAGCCAGAUCCUUCUCAGUGGUGCCCAUGGACAGGACAAGAGGGAAUGGGCAGAAACUGAAACAGGAGACUCUGUCUGAACACAAGAUGACAUGUUUUAUAGUAAGGGUGGCCAGGCUCUAGCACAAGUCUUCCAACAGAGCCUGUGGAAUCUCCAUCCUUGGAGAUACUCAAAAGCUGUCUGGACAUGGUCCUGGGUUGGUAGCCCUGCUUGAGCAGUGACCUCCAGAGGUCCCUUCCAACCUCAACCAUUAUUGUGUGUUCUAUGUUCUGUGACCUGAGUCUUGCUCUUUGGUUGUUCCGUUUGCUUCAGUGUACUGAUCGCUGAAGGUGGUAGGGAGAGGGAAAAGAAAUAAUACCUGUUCUAAGAAACUUGUGAUGUUGAGAACAGUCACAAGCUCAUUGUUAAUUUUCUUUUUUUAUUAUUUUAAGAGAAGUAACAUUUUCCUUGGUUUAGGUUAGUAAGAAAAUUUAAAUGUACCUUACUAAAAUAAAAUGGUGGUGGUGUUCUUGACAUGCAUGUGCCAAACACAUUAGUAAUUUACGGAAGUAUUACUAUCCCUCCUAAGUCUGAAAGACCAAGGACUAAGAUAAAUAUCCCUAUUGUUGGGUACUGACAGCAGUUUCUGCUUAGAAACUGUGUUGUCUAUAAAACAUCAGGAACAGAUUAGUUUGCAUAUUUUUAGUAUUUAGUUACAUAGAUCUUACCAUAAAUUGGGAUUACCAUGGCUUACAUGCUAGUUGUUUCUGCUUACUCUAUUGGAAACUGAGUAUAGCAGUUAACUGUUCCUAGUAUCAAAACAUGAAAACUUGAAUUCAGGUGAAAAAGAGAACAAAGCUUAUGAAACACUGAACUGUCUGAGCUUGUAAGGGAGCUACUGUUAUAAUUGUGGUGAAUUCCCAUCUUUUUUGUAUUUAUUUACUAUUAUACCAUUGUCAGGAGCUGUUGGGUAGUACCGUCAUCUGCUCACCGUCAGGGGAUGGGCUCUCUCAGACCUCAGUCUCUUUAGUGCCACAGAUUUCUGCAUGUAUACACUGUUCUGAAACUAACAGAGGCAAAUUAAAAACAGCUGUUCUGGUUGUAAUUUGGAAACUAAUGGGUAGUCUGUGCUUGGAGUUACAUUGGAGUAGUUACUGAAAGUGAAUUAAAAUAACCAGGAAUUGGUGCAUUUGCAGGGGGACUUGACGCUUUCUGAUUUAACUUUUGCAUACAGACAAGUUGUAACUACCAGCUGUCCCUUGAGCCAUCUUAGUCAAAUCAAUGUGAUGGUCUCAUUCUGGAUCUUCCUGGUGAGCAUAAAGCCACUGCAGCUCUUCAGCGCCUUGUGGCACUCUGCAUUCAUCUCCUUACCAGGCAGAGCGUGUAACUGGGGUGUGUGGAAGCUGGCCUGAUCUCUGCAAGUGAGGUGCGUGAACUGCCUGGGGAAAUUUCCUGCUCACAUUUAUUCCUCUGUGUGGGUGAGAAGGAAUGGCAUCUCCAGGCCCUCAAAUUUAAAUACCUGAAGCCAACAUCUGGAUUUAUUUAAAAAUAAUAGGUCUUUCCCUGCCCUGCCCCCCCUUAAAUAACCAGCAACAGAAUACUUGCAUGGUAUUUAUAAUUUAAUACUAUGCUCUGUUUUCUGCUGGAAUGGUAGGAGUUUGAGUAAUGUUACAACAAACUUCUACAGGGUUACCUUUUAGAGGGACUAAUUUCUGUAAAAGGUGGCAGAGCAGCAAUAGAGGGAACAGUUCUGGACACUGUCUGUAAAUGGCUCUGCUAUGUAUGCUAUGCCAGUAAGCACUAGAAGCAAAUUAUGCCUUUUUUUAAUAACAAGUCAAGAAGGACGAAAGGGAUAAUUGCCUCUAAGCACAUUUUCUAUAGCUGGAGGAUAGUUGUAUCAUCUAAUUUUAACUAUCUUGGGUAGGUACUAAAGUUAGGAAACUAGUCUCCCAGGGUCCCUUCACUCUGGGUACAUAGGUUCUUCCAUAGGGUAAUUCAGAUCAGAAGAUCAGUCUUAAAUUGAGGUCUUGAAUUGAUCUCUGGAGAAGCUGAGGGCUAUGUAGACCACAUAAAACUUCUACUGGAAACUAGCUUCUCGAACUGCGCGUGCUGCCCUGGCACGUGUGGAUUCAGAGCAAGACGUCACUUACCCCUUGGUGCUCCCUGUUAGGCCCUAGGUUCUCUUGUUUCCACCAAAGACCACCACUUUCUUUGCUCUCAAAGACCACCACUUUCUUUGCUCUGUUAAUUGGACUGUAUCUGAUUGCUCCUACAAAAUAUCUUGGCUAAAAGUAGAAAACCUUUUAUUUUCUAUUAGUUGAGUGUUUAAAGUUGGGGGUUUUUUACCCUCCCAGGUUGGGUAUUAAAGCCAGCAGAAGGAAGAGGGUAUUUAACUUCAGUCAAAGGAGUAACAAGCAGCAGGUGGGAGCACGUUGGUUGUACAAAUGUUUUAAUUCAUAUUAGCAUAAAUGAGGAUGGCUGCUCUUGACUGUGUUGCCAGGCUCCUUAACCUUUAGAUGGUUCAUCUCAGUACUGUGUUGCAGAGAUGUCCAAACAGAGGUUGGUUAUCUUCACCUAGUAAUGGUGGUUCCAGCCAUAAAGUAUAAAAUGCGGCUGCGAACGUACAGGAACAUGCAAGUUGUAACUGGCUUCAAUAAAUGUCCUAACUAAGGUCCUUUGAGAAACAGACGUUGGAAGGUUUAGGUUAGAAAGGCUCAUAAGAGCGUGUUUGAAGCAUGGCAAAGGCAGCAAUUGGCAAAACCAAAAGUGAGAGACACAGGCGGCCGUUCCUGGAUGCCUUUUCAGGACUCUUUCCUGAUGUUAAGCUGCAUGGGCCCAUAAAGCUAACAUCCACUACUUUGCACCCCUGCUGUCCUAAAUAUAGUCAGUAUUCCAGGAGCUGUGUCUGUAAGUGCAAUCUUGGAUCCCAGAUCUGUUCUCUGUGUUGUCAUUCAAUGUUGUACACAUUCAGCAUUAACCCCAUUUUUUUGUUUUGUGCUCCUCUUAGUGUACUAGCAGUGUUAGUACUAGCUAGACCUUAGCGUCUUCUGUGUAUUUGUUUUUAAUAUUCUCCUCUGAGGCUUGUUGAUUUCUUUUGUACUUACAGUACUUGAUUAUGUUUCAAAAUCAUGGGGUUUUUCCCCCAUUGGUAUUCUGCUUGACCAAUAGUAAAUGGAAGGUACAUUGUUAGCGUAUCACUUCUGUUCAGAUUUGACUACUGCAUCUUCUCUCUCUGUGUAAACCCAAAGGUCUUUGUGCCUAUGCUAUGCAGACACAGCUCAGGCAUGGAUACUUGGCGGCUCCUUGUUUGAAUACCUUUGACUCAUGCCACUUGAUAGGUUUUUGUGGUAUAAGGUAAGGGUUUCCUUGAACACACACAAAACAAGAGAUGUUAGCCCAAUAUUUAUAAACAAUUUAAUUUAUUAUGGAAAAAUCAUCUAAUGCCUUAUAUUGCUAACUCAAAAAUAGUUUCUUUUUCUCUUAAAAAGUUACAUAUUCACACACGUAUUACUUCUAUUUAGUAAAUUAAGUCUGUUUUAUUCUGACACAUUGAAUAAUUUAAGAUGUCAUAAUACUGUGUUCUGUAGUUUUAUUCUGUUACUGCCAGUAUAAAGAAGUUGAAAUUAAUGACCUCACUGAAUUGUCAGUGUCUGCUAAUUCAGAGAUGACAGAAAUGUGUUAAAAUAUAUUCCACCUAUAAUAUUUAUCUUGCUUUGAACUUAAUUUGUUUCCCUUUGACAGUGUUGCAAAAUACCAAGUGUACAUAAAAUAAUGAAUAAAUAAAACAAAAAUAAAUUAUUUAUCUACAUUCAUUGA
Messenger RNA from Falco peregrinus (peregrine falcon), 13986 nucleotides. It is a transcript of the gene FBXL4, whose product is annotated as F-box and leucine rich repeat protein 4. The coding region runs from base 2617 to 4479 and encodes 620 amino acids. Lineage: Eukaryota; Metazoa; Chordata; Aves; Falconiformes; Falconidae. The transcript has 9 exons. Gene Ontology annotation, biological process: SCF-dependent proteasomal ubiquitin-dependent protein catabolic process. Gene Ontology annotation, cellular component: SCF ubiquitin ligase complex. Gene Ontology annotation, molecular function: protein binding. The record is from RefSeq and is a predicted model, not a curated record.